AUGUCCCCGUGUCCCCGUGUCCCCGUGUCCCCGUGUCCCCGUGUCCCCGUGUCCCCGUGUCCCCGUGUCCCCGUGUCCCCGUGUCCCCGUGUCCCCGUGUCCCCGUGUCCCCGUGUCCCCGUGUCCCCGUGUCCCCGUGUCCCCGUGUCCCCGUGUCCCCAUGUCACCAUGUCCCCAUGUCUCCGUGUCACCACGUCCCUGUGUCUACGUGUCAUCGUGUGA
Tauraco erythrolophus (red-crested turaco) is the source of this 222-nucleotide messenger RNA. The record is from RefSeq and is a predicted model, not a curated record. NCBI's taxonomy places the organism in Eukaryota, Metazoa, Chordata, Aves, Musophagiformes, Musophagidae.